UUGGGAUCGGGAUAUCAGUUGUACUUGCGUUUUGCUUUUUGUUUCUGCUCUUAUUGUUUUCUGCUUUUCACUGACAUUUUCCUCUUGAUAAUCAUAUUGUCUUGUUCUAUGGUGUUACUGGUGGAGAUAUCUCGGUUUGGUCAGGGUGUUUAGUUGACUUGAUGUCUACUAUUUGGGCGCUGUUUUUUUUCUUUCCGUUCUUCAUUGUUUUUUUUUCCCCUCCUCAUUUUUUUUCUCCCCAUUUGUUUUCUCACCAUUACUAUUCUCCGAGUGUUUUUUUUUCUUCCACUUUUACUUUUACUUGUGUGUUUGGCAAACGUAGGGACUGUUUUCUGUGUGUGGAAUGGAAUGGACUGGACUGGACUGGACCUAGGGGCGGACGGGGAAUGGGGGAAAUGGCGAAUAUUAAGGGUUUUUUUUCUUUUCUUUCUUCUCACUGUUUACCGCAAUGCUGGAUGGGAUGUCGGGAUGUUGGGGGGACGAGGGGGACGGGGACGGCGAGGGGGAUGAUGGCGGGUGGACGUUGGACGAGGACAGUGGCGGGUGGAUGUGUGGGUGGUCUGUAGUUCACUUUACCUUUACCUUUGAUUUUUGACCUUUGACUC
Molecule: messenger RNA, 605 nt
Organism: Tricharina praecox
Lineage: Eukaryota; Fungi; Ascomycota; Pezizomycetes; Pezizales; Pyronemataceae
Exons: 1
Coding region: 162-566 (134 amino acids)
Source: RefSeq, a predicted model, not a curated record